Molecule: messenger RNA, 1281 nt
Organism: Leptomonas pyrrhocoris
Lineage: Eukaryota; Euglenozoa; Kinetoplastea; Trypanosomatida; Trypanosomatidae
Exons: 1
Coding region: 262-1281 (339 amino acids)
Source: RefSeq, a predicted model, not a curated record
AGGAACCGUGCACACGUCGAACGCCACCGGGUAUAGAAGUGUAUAAUCAAGAGAAGAGAUCCUCAGUUCCGCCCACGGUAUCGAAAUCCAGCGUUGACCUUCUUGUUGCUCCUUCCAUCUUUUUUUUUUAGAUACAAUUCGUUUGUUUCUCUCUCUACCCUGUAUUUUAAAUCUUCAAGGUGGCAGCGCAGUUCCCACUGUUUUGUGGAGCCAUAUUUGCUAUUGGGGACCUAGAGCCGAGACACAGUCUCACAACCCGCCAUGCCCUCCGAUCGCGAUACCGCUGGGGAGACCUUCGACAACACCUACCACAACACCACCCUCGUCGGCAACUGGUAUGAAGAUCGCCUGCUGCGCAGCGAACAGCCGCAGCGGAGCCAAAAUGGCCGCCACAUCAGCAAAGCCGCGUGCGAAGAUGGCUUGCUUGAAGACCUCCGCAUCACCCAAGCACGCAAUGCGCCGCAGGUGCGGCAGGACUUGAUGCACACGACGUACGACGUCGACUACAACCGCACGGCUGUCGGCGUCGAUGCAGAGGACACGGUCAGCAGCAGCAAGGCACCGGUGCCGCUGCUUGGCCUGCUCCCUGGCACCUCCACACGUGGGGCGGCGUGCAGUAUUGAUCAUGGCAGUCCUAGUGGGAGGGAGGGCGUGGAUCGCGCGCUGCUCUUCUCCCAGGAUCCUGUGGCGGACCCGCUCGCGGAGCUGCCGCUGUCCACCAACACGGACACCUACGGUGCCUUCUUCUUCCUCCAAGACGGCAGCGGAGGUGCGGAAGGGGACGGCGAAGGCGAUGCCAAGAUGUCGACGGACAACACACAAGCCGGCCAGACGCGCAGCCGCCGCCAGCGGAACGACGAGUACUGCCUGUAUGACAGCGUCACCAACGCGAAGACGCGUCUAGCCACCGGUGGCGGCGGCGGCGGUGCGGGGGCGAGUGUCGGUGGUAAAAGCCUCUCCACAAAGUCGGUACAAAACCGCGGUGCCACGUCAGCGGCCGCCGCCGCAGCAUCGACGUCGUCCGCCAUUCAAAGACGCACCUUCGGCUUCACGUCUCUCGCGGCUCCGGCAGCGGAGGCGUCGGGGGGCGACACGGCGGUCCGCACCACUACCACCACCGUGGCGAGCGGUAGAGGCAUGCAGAGCCGCAGCGGCAAACAAAAGGGCGGCAGGAACGAUACGGACGAGGAUGACGUUCGGUGGUGUACGUCAAAGCAGGCCGCGGAUAUUCCAGUGGAGCACUGUGUGUUUCAGCGCCGUCUGCCUCCUGUGUGGAUGUAA